Amoebophrya sp. A120 is the source of this 4386-nucleotide messenger RNA. The record is from the annotation of a GenBank genome assembly. NCBI's taxonomy places the organism in Eukaryota, Dinophyceae, Syndiniales, Amoebophryaceae.
CAGGACACUCAUUCGCGCGGAGACGUCGUUUCGCUGUUGUCUCAAGAUGCGAAUGCGAUGCGGUACCUUUACGCGAAUUGUGUGGCUUCCUUGGCGGAGGGAAAGAGGCUGAAUCAAGCGGAUCCACCCAAACGCAGGCACAUGAUCGACUGCUGGCUCCACUUGAACCCCAUCGACGUCGACCCGUUUAUUGCGGGUGUGGUCGCUCGCCGCCUGCAUGGAGAUCGCGAGGUGUCGUUGCCGGCUUUUCUAAGCAGCGACGCUGACCCUGACUCCCUGGCCCUCGGCGGUGCUUCAAACAAUGCUUUUUUCGCGUGCGCGUCUCGCCACGACAGUUACAGCAGUGCACUUCUCGCAGAAGAACAACGACAGGCUGCGCCACCAGAAGUUGAAAUUUUGACCCUUAAGUUAGCAGACCUGCUGGCGCAGCAGUUUCGGCAGCGGAAUUAUCUGCGUGGUACGACUAAUAAAGAAUGGCGUCGCAAAGUACACUGGGGAACACAUUCGAUUGGCCAGAAGAGCGCACUGAACUGUGUACCGGCGAAAAAUUUUAACGAUGUGUGCGACAUCGACACGUGGGAGGCCCGGCAAAAACGCAAUCACAUUGGCCACCGCAUCGGCGACAUUACCUUUCCUUUGGAACUUUUUGUAUGCACUCAUAUUCUUGCAAAAGCGUCUUUACUUCCACGUACAAAUUGAAUUUUUCGUUCACUAAUCUUACCGUUCCCACAAGUGAAAAACUAAAAAGGUCAUGCGAGUGCAUCGAUUGGUACGUAGUAUAGUAGGUACACCAGCAGUUUUGCGAGAGGAUAUUUUCCCUGGGGCAACGACUGGGCCGACGAGCAGCAGGAUUUCGAACCGGGACGGCUGGCCGCGAUGCUCGGCCAUGACAACAUUGACGAAGCCGAGUUUUCCUGGAGCGACUUGGUGUCGCGAGGAGCCAUUCACCAUACGCACUUCGUGAAACUUCUCGCCGGGCCGUUUUCACUUUUCUCGCAAACGGUCGCUUCGGCAUUGAAUACGAGGUCAGAUUCGCUGGAUGUCGCCAACAUGACUCGCAUAACAGCUCGCAAUCGGGCACGGGCCCCCGCGCCCGGGGAGCAGUUUCGUCCGAAACGGGACAUCAGCCAUUGGUCGGAAGACCUUGAGGCCUCGCACCGGUAUGCCCGGCUGUAUCCGGAAACUAGCCUCCGACAGGCCGGACGACGACGCAAAUGCGGCGCAACACCAACCGCUGAACAAUCCAAGAAAGAGCAGCAGUUUGCACGUCGCGAAAUGGACGCUGCCCGUAGAUUUGCUCGCAGUGCGCUGGCGGCCCAUGAGAAUAACCUGGACAUCCGCCACGACGACAUGAUACAGAUGCCAAUCAGCGAUGAAGAAAUCGAUUACUGGCGUAAUCGGCCGGACUCCUACGCAAAACGACUGGACUACUUCCGGGCGCAUGGCUACAAGAGGGACUCGGUGCUGCAUUCCGUCCGCUACGGCAGCCAGCCACUCCACACGGAUGAGCUGAACGGUGAGCUAAACAACGAAUUUCCCUUUACAGACGUCGAACGCUGCAUGGACGCGCAGGGAUACGUGACCUUUGUCUAUGGAGUCCGAGACAUUGCGCAUCCCAACUUUUUCUGCCCGUUGAGUGUGAAACUUCGUUCCUUGUUUCUCCACGGCGACGACAACUCGAUCUCGCAGUGCAUGAAGGGCGUCAAUUCGGGAUACGUAAAUCACUACGAGAAGCGGUGCACCGUUCGCGGUCACGACGCAUGGCGUGGGCCCUGUUUUGUCGACGAUUAUCCGUACUCUUCUAGCGUCACGGAGGAAAUGCAAUACCAGCUAACACUGCUGACCACAGCGAGUUUGCCGCUGCGUCGGCGGUUUCGUCGUCCGUGUAACGAUCUGGGCGGCAAAGCGAUCAAUAUUUUGGACGAAUUCGAAAAGUUCUGCAAAGACCGGGACGAGGAAGAGAAAGUCGUGGAAGAAGUCGCAUUCUUCAAAAACAAAAAAACAACGAAAGAGGACCAAGCUGUCAACACAAAACAGUGCAAGGCAAACCCAAACAAGUUGCUCCUCGAGAAACUCACAUUGAAAGGCGAAACCCUCACCGACGAGGACGCUGCAGUGCGGAGACGAGAGGUCGCGCGGCGCCGACGCGCGCGUCUCUCCACAGAGCACUUGACCAAGAAGCACGACGACCUGGUGCAAGAGAGCACGUUCUUUGGGGACCUGCACCAGCACAUGAACUUCAAGUUGCAGGAGUUGUUCCGAAACAUGAAAGCGCCACCCAAUGCGUUCAUUCCCGAGAUCAAGAAGCACACGUCGCUGGACGCCUACUCUUCGCCGCACACGCUUUUCGCAAACACCGUCGCGGUCACGCCGAACUGUCCGCGAGGAAUGAAUUCUCCCGCCGCAGUUGUACCACCAGGGACGGCCGCACUGAAAAAGCGCAAAUCAGCCUGGACACCGACGUCCGCACCGAGUAGGGCAGGGUCCCCCGCCUCCUCCAACCCGGCUCUGUUUCUCCCCCCGGGAACGCUGGUUUUUGUAGACAACUUGUCCGCGCGGCCGGAACUCAACGGGCAGAUCGGUAUUGUAGGCAAUCUACACUACCAGGGCAACCCCGUGGAGAGCACGAAGCGGAUGGUGGAGGCCGGGCACAUGGACAUGGCGAAAGUGUUCAAAGAGGCGACUGCGGGGGGCCACCUGAUGAGUAUCUACUGCAGUAGCGCACCCAUAAGCGAUUUCCGCGAGCACAAGGACCUGCGCUACGCGGUGCGGAUUUUUCGCGACUGCAACUUGGGGAAAGAGGAGCCCGGUUCAAGGGUGUCCGCUGAAGUAGAGGAGAAGGAUAAAAAAGCCGUAGAAUCUUCAAUAUCUUCAUCAAGCGACAAGCACAAAAUGGAUCCUACCGCUGAGGAUAUCACGAAAAGCGGUCUCACUGUUUCGGACGUUCUGCUCCGGCCGCAAAAUCUCUUCCGCGCGGUACCGACACUAGCGGAAAAAGCAAUGCGACUGCUACGGCCGAAAAGUGGGAUUUUUCCCCUGACUGACAGCGAAAAACGACGCCGAGCUGGAGGGAGAGAAAAUCUUAAAGCUGUUGCGUCGUCUGGUGCAUCAUCUUCAACUUCUUCCGUGGCCAAAGGUAAAGAAAAUCAAAAUGCGUCGAAGGCUCCACUAAUAGACACGUUUUGGUCGCGCAUCAAAGCUCCGAAGUUUUCGCACGUGAUUGAGCCGGGAACGGAUUUCUACCCUGCGCAAAUCGACAACGCAGCAAGCUUUGUGUUCGACAAGUCGUUCGAAGCUUACCGGCUUUACGGCCGGCUGAAAGUGGCGAUUGCUUCGACGUGCAGUAGAGAUGAUCUGCAGUGGGAGCCGACUGGGUUCAUCUCGGGGACAAUAGAAGGGGAACCGCCCAUGACGUGCAAAAACCCCGAAACCACAUACCUUGAUUUGGACAAACCUCAUGGAAAUGCAAAUGGAAAUCCGAGGAGCGCGUCGUCGAAAAAUAAAUCAGAAACGUGCAGUCCCUCCACCAUCGGAGAACCUGCAAAAACCUCCUUUCGGGGCAGCCUCGCGCUGCAUCCUUGGCAGGCUGCGGACAACAGUAUCUGGAAAACGGCGAGCGGAGGCACACCCACUCUCGACUUCGCCGCGGACGUGCGGGAAGGUUUCGAACAGAAAUGGGCCCUCCGGGAUCCGGACUACGAAGCCGCGGAGUGGGAAAAAGCCGGGACAAUUUCGAAGGAAGACGCGAAAGAGAGUUUUCGCGAGUAUUGUAAGUUUGCGAAGGAUUUUGCUAGGCUGCCGGACACGCAGAUCGAUGAGAAGAUUUUGGGACACGUGGACGGCGAAAUUCUACGGAUUCCACAACUGUACAAAUGACGCUCCUACGUCGCUUUUUUCUAUUGUUUUUGGAUAAAUCUUCGAUACGUAGCAUUUUUGCAUCGUGAUUUAGAUGAUUUUUGCAGGAUUGUGGUUAUAUUUCCUUUUCUCGACCGUCGUCAUGCCUUAAAAAAUCACAGCUUCGACGUCGCCCGGGACAAGAUUUUCUUUGAUCGCGCGGACGGUGUGACGCCCUCCGCGGACGGUCCCGGAGGGAACGGGGGUCACCAGGAGAAUCCUGAUGCUGGAGCGGAACUGGAAGAGGAGGAAGAAGAUGAGGAGGGAAAUUCGUCUGCUGAUGAAGAAGUGGAAGAUGUUGAGGUAGAUUAGAAAGCAGCUACUGCGCACACAAAAGUGACCUUGUUGGGAUUGACAUGAAGCCGGCUGGUUGGGAAAUAGUGGUCCUAGUGGUCAAACAAAAGUUGAUGUCGUGCCUGCGGUCUUCAAAAGUAUCUCGGUACUUUCACAAGCGUAUUUACGCUUUUCAUGCUACUUAUAAAAUAACGCAUA